UGUUGAUGGUAAACCUAAAGAAUACGUUUCACCAGAAUAUUAUGUUAAUUAUUUAGAAAUAUUUAGAGGACAACAUCAUGCGAUGCUAAAAGAUUUAAUUUAUAGAGCAGAUAGAGCAGUAGGAAAUAAUUCUGUUUAUUCGGUAACUUUAAAACCACAACUAGCACCAUCAAAAAAUCCACAUGAUUAUUUAUCAUUAGCAAGAUAUUUUUGGCCUAAUCCAGAAACAAAAAAUGGCUUUCCUUAUGUGAAAAAAGAUGGAUUUGCAAAUCCAGAAAUCUUUCUUGUUAAAGACUAUCAAUACUUGAGAGCUUUGUUUCAUGAUAUUCAAUAUCUGGGAUUUGCUUAUUUUUUCACAAAGAAUGAAACUUAUGUCGAGAAAACUCUGUAUAGAUUGGAUGAAUGGUUUUUAAACGAUACAACUAGAAUGAAUCCUAAUAUAAAUUAUGGUAGUUUAAUUAAGGGCUCUCGAUUAGGAAGAAGAACCGGUGUAUUAGAUUUUCAUCCUGUUUAUAGAAUGAUACAGUCGAUAUAUUUAAUGAGAUCAUCAAGAAUUUGGAAUUUUGAAAUUGAGAAUGGUGUUAAGAAAUGGUUAACAAAAUACUAUGAUUGGUUAGAAAAUAAUCUAAUGGGAAUAGAAGAGAAAGAAGCACCCAAUAAUCAUGGUACAUAUUAUGACGUACAGGCAACUUACAUUCUACAAUAUCUGGAUAGAAUAGAUGAAGCUAGAAUUUAUUCAAAACAAGCAUUAAUAAAUCGUAUCGAGACUGCUAUAUUACCAUCAGGUCGACAACCUCACGAAACAAAAAGGCCGACCAGUUGGUUUUACUCUAUAUUUAAUCUAAAUGCUUUAUUCUUAUUGGCCGAAAGAGCGAACUAUUUUGGAUUUGAUGGAUGGCGGUAUAAAAGCAAGAAAGGUCAAAGUAUCAAGAAAGCCGUCGAUUAUUUAUUGCCUUUUGCUUUGAAUGAUGGUCAUGAUUGGCCGUUUAGAAAUAUUGGAGAGUUCAAGUAUAAUGAUUUUGUUAAAAUAUUAGAAUUAAGUUAUAUAAUUUAUGGAGAUAACAAAUAUCUAGAUGCUUUAAUAUUAUUAAGACCUAAAGCUAAAUUGGAACAAGCUUCACGUAAUAGUGGUGCAACUUGGGAAGAUAAUUAUUUAUGUAAUUGGAGUCUUAUGACAAAUAGUCAAUUAUGGACCUGUUUAGAAUAA
This is a messenger RNA of Entrophospora candida, 1207 nucleotides long. NCBI's taxonomy places the organism in Eukaryota, Fungi, Glomeromycota, Glomeromycetes, Entrophosporales, Entrophosporaceae. The record is from the annotation of a GenBank genome assembly.